GUGCCCGCGCGCGGUGCGCUGUGGGGCGGCGAAAUGGCGGCGCUCAGCGUGGGGCGGGCGGCGGCCGGGGGUCUCCUGCGUGCCCGGAGCCUCGGGGUGUGGAGGGGCCUGCGUGCCUCCGCCGCCGUCCAGCAGAUCCCGCGGGCCAAGUCAGAAAAUGCGAAGUCUGAGGGCACGUUCCAAGUCACCAUGCUGCCCGGAGACGGCGUGGGCCCGGAGCUCAUGCACGCCGUCAAGGAGGUGUUCAAGGCUGCCAGCGUGCCCGUGGUCUUCGACGAGCAUCACCUGAGUGAGGUGCAGAACAUGGCGUCGGAAGAAAAACUGGAUCAGGUGGUUGACUCCAUGAAGGAAAGUAAAGUGGCCCUUAUAGGCAAGAUCCACACGCCGAUGGAGUACAAGGGAGAGCUGGCUUCUUACGACAUGAGGCUCAGGCGCAAGUUAGACUUGUUUGCAAAUGUUGUCCAUGUGAAGAGCUUACCGGGCUAUAAAACACGCCACAACAACUUGGACCUCGUGAUCAUUCGUGAGCAGACGGAGGGGGAGUACAGCUCUCUGGAGCAUGAGAGUGCAAAGGGGGUCAUCGAGUGCCUGAAGAUCAUCACCCGGGCCAAGUCGCAGCGCAUCGCCAAGUUCGCCUUUGACUACGCCACCAAGAAGGGGCGCUCCAAGGUCACGGCUGUGCACAAAGCCAACAUCAUGAAAUUAGGUGACGGGCUCUUCCUGCAGUGCUGUGAAGAAGUGGCAGAACUGUACCCCAAGAUCAAAUUUGACACCAUGAUCAUUGACAACUGCUGCAUGCAGCUGGUGCAGAACCCCUACCAGUUCGACGUCCUGGUCAUGCCCAACCUCUACGGGAACAUCAUCGAUAACCUGGCAGCCGGCUUGGUGGGCGGCGCCGGCGUGGUUCCCGGCGAGAGCUACAGUGCCGAGUACGCCGUGUUCGAGAUGGGCGCCCGCCACCCCUUCGCCCAGGCGGUGGGCAGGAACAUCGCCAACCCCACUGCCAUGCUGCUCUCGGCCGCCAACAUGCUGCGGCAUCUCAACUUGGAAUUUCACUCCAAUUUGAUUGCGGAUGCGGUGAAGAAGGUGAUCAAAGUCGGAAAAGUUCGGACACGGGACUUGGGCGGUUACUCCACCACUUCUGACUUCGUGAAGUCUGUGAUUGACAACCUGCACCCCCACUAUGGUGCCUAGGAACCCCGCUCGCCCCGGGGAGCCGGGGACGUCUCUGCACCCUGCAGCAGCUUCCCAUAGCUUACAGCCCAGCAGCAUGUCCUUCCCCUCCCGCCCGGCGCUGGCUGAGGUUCCCUAGGGGGGGGAGGAGGAGGAGGAAGGUGGCCUUCUUCCUGCCCAGCCCAGAGCCCCGUACCCACCCCCAGUCACCGCCAGCGGGGGGUCGCCGGAGGGACGGAGGGCAGGGCUCCCUUCAGAGCGAGGGUCCCCGCAGUCCUUCCAGGUCGCGUGGGCAGCUUCUCCGCUGUGCCCAAGGUGUGCUGAGGGCAGCACAGAGCCGGGGGGGACAAAGGGGCAGCGCCUGGGGAUGGCAGGACCCCCCGGUACUGUAGGAGCCUUCUGCCCGCAGCGGCUUCAGCAAUAAAUGGGACCACGGGGCUGAGGCCCCGCAGCCAGGAAUGCACAAGGGCAAAGCUGCUGGUGCGGAGGGAGGGUCCCUUCGGGCACAAUCCCAUGGUAGGGAGCGGCUGCGAGGCUUUGGCACCUCCUGCCCGCAGGGAACCAGUGCAGGGUGGGGAGGGGCAUGGCUCCCUUUGCCCCCCACCCCGUUAUGAGUUUGUGGCUGGUUUCUGCGAGCCGGGGCAGGCCCUGGGGAGCACGGGGCUCUGGCUGAGCCACCCCAGUAGGGCCUCUGCGGGCAGCAAGCGCGCGUCCCUGCAGCCAGCAGAGCCAGGCUCGCCCAAACCGCAGCGCCCCGUGCUCGGUGCCCAGCGGUGUGCGCCCCGGGGGCUCCUGCGGGGCGGCACACGCGCUCGGUGGGACCACGGCCGCGCUGCCCUGUGUGUGAGAGAGCGAGCGACUGGGACAUGUAUUUAAUGCUGUGCUUUGUAUCUGUGUUUGCAAAUAAAGGGGCCGACGCUUC
Phalacrocorax carbo (great cormorant) is the source of this 2095-nucleotide messenger RNA. The record is from RefSeq and is a predicted model, not a curated record. NCBI's taxonomy places the organism in Eukaryota, Metazoa, Chordata, Aves, Suliformes, Phalacrocoracidae.